Molecule: messenger RNA, 885 nt
Organism: Adineta ricciae
Lineage: Eukaryota; Metazoa; Rotifera; Eurotatoria; Adinetida; Adinetidae
Source: the annotation of a GenBank genome assembly
AUGCUUCUUAUUCCAUCAUUUUGCUGCACAAUAUUUUCCUUGUAUCAUUUCAAUCUGCGUCGCUUUCACAGUCAAAUCUAUGGGCUUCUUCUUCUGGUUAACCUCCUAUUUUUCAUAACAGAUCUACCAUUCACUCUGGUUUUUCUAUACUUUGGAUCGAUUCCUGCGAGCAAAUGCACUCUAUGGAUUUUCUUCAACUAUCUUUUAGCCACUCUAAAUAUUCUCUUGAUGACAUGGGCGUCGAUCGAACGCUAUUUAUUUAUCUAUCAUGAUUCAUAUAUUCUCAGACAUAUCUUUGCUCUACAUUAUAUGCCUACGAUUGUCAUCAUUCUCUAUUCAAUUGUAUACUACGUCGUGGUAAUUCUAUUGAAUUCAUGUCAACCAUUGUAUAGUACAUACUUAUACGUAUGUGCGGGAGCUUGUUAUCAGUAUGAAUUUAAAUUCGGACUGAUUGAUGUAUUCAUUCAUGGGAUUCUUUCCGUUUGCAUUAUCUUCAUUAUAAACCUGAUUCUCAUUCUUCGACAUAUCGUUCAGAUUUACCGAAGAAAACUACGAGCUAUUCAAAUAAAGAAAUCUCAUCACUGGCGACGUUCGAUUAAGUUAACGGUGCAAUUACUUUCCAUUUCAAUACUUUAUCUUAUCGUUUGGAUACCAUAUACAACCGUAGUUUUCUUGCAGAUGUACAACAACACGCCAUUUCUGACGUAUCUCAUGUCAACUUUUAUUGUCUAUUUGCCUUACAUAAUGUUUUUUUCUCUACCGUUCCUAUGUCUUCUCGCGAUGCCGGAUAUAAAGAAGAAAUUCUUCGGUUUGGUGGAUUCACCACCACGAGUGAUCUAUAACCGUGGAAAGUUCGAAAUGGUCGUUAUUCGAAAUGUACAGUAG